Messenger RNA from Penicillium egyptiacum, 961 nucleotides. The record is from the annotation of a GenBank genome assembly. NCBI's taxonomy places the organism in Eukaryota, Fungi, Ascomycota, Eurotiomycetes, Eurotiales, Aspergillaceae.
UUGGAUACCCGGAACCUCAUCGACGUUCAACCACCAAACGACAACCCGGUCAUUUUCCCACGAACCCCUCCCGCACAGUCAACAUGUCCGACAACGGGGACGUCGAGGUCGCCGCCUUCCCUGUCCUGCCCAAGGAGGUUCUGGCCGAGCAGGGCAGCAUCAAGCUGUUCAACAAGUGGAGCUACGAUGAUGUCGAGAUCCGGGAUAUUUCCCUGACCGACUACAUCCAGAUCCGCUCCCCCGUCUACCUCUCCCACUCUGCCGGUCGCUAUGCCGCCAAGCGUUUCCGCAAGGCUCAGUGCCCCAUCAUCGAGCGUCUCACCAACUCCCUCAUGAUGAACGGCCGCAACAACGGAAAGAAGCUCCUCGCUGUUCGCAUCGUCGCUCACGCUUUCGAGAUCAUCCACAUCAUGACCGACCAGAACCCUCUCCAGGUUGCCGUUGACGCCAUUGUCAACUGCGGUCCCCGUGAGGACUCCACCCGUAUCGGUAGCCAGGGUACCGUCCGUCGCCAGGCCGUCGAUGUGUCUCCCCUCCGUCGCGUGAACCAGUCCAUCUCUCUGCUCACCAUCGGUGCUCGCGAGGCCUCUUUCCGCAACAUCAAGAGCAUUGCUGAGUGCCUUGCCGAGGAGCUGAUCAACGCCGCCAAGGGUUCUUCCAACUCCUACGCCAUCAAGAAGAAGGACGAGCUCGAGCGUGUUGCCAAGAGCAACCGGUAAAGGGUUGUGUUGGAUUUGUUCUCCGUUUGGUCCUCUGUUUGCGUAUACUGGAGUGGACGGGGUUUUAACCGGGAUUCAAUGGAUUCGCAUGCAUCUGCAAGGCUGUACAUAAUGUGAUACAGUCAAGGAGGAAGCACGAUCUUAAAAGGGAACGCAUUCGGACGGUUUUCUUUGUAGUUGUGAUGCGAUCAUGAAGACCUCGGGUCGUAAAGACCUAUUUCCUAAAAAGAAAAAAUUUCUUU